AUGAUAGAUAUAACAGCACGUUCGGUAACGAUAAAAAAAGGAAUGAUUAAUUUUAAUAUAUUAUCAGUAACACAACCAUUAAUAAUUAAUGAACAAAUUAUUUCUAUUGCAAUUAAUUCAAUAUUACAAAGUACUGAUAAUUUCUUACUUAUUCUUGAUAUUCAAAGAAGUUCUAAACCUUUAAUUAUUCAAAAAAUUCCAGUUAUUAGUCCUCGUUCUCAUCCAGUAGCUUUUCUUGAAACUAAGAAAAGACCAAGUAUUGUAGUUUCAUUAGAAAAUCAAUUUAAAUAUAUGUGUGAUAAUCAAGUUAUUAUUAUUGGAAAUAUGACAGAAUCACCAUGUUCUUCACUUCAUCUUGAUAAUAAAAUUUGUAACUAUAUUGGUGGAUCAAUAUAUUUAAAUUCAAAUGGAAAUAUUGAUUAUUCAUGUCCUUGUAAUAAUGAUAAAAAUGUAAAUAAAACAUUAUUAAUUAAUUCUAAAGAAUAUUAUAUAAAACAAAAUGAAGAAUAUAAUCAAAUUUAUAAUCAAUAUAAUAGUAUUUUAUAUUCUCAAAAUAAAGAACUUGUUAUUAUAUUAGAACAAGAUAUUCAAAUAAAUGGAAAUAAUAAUUCUAUUUUAUUUAAACUAAUUGGUGAUAAUAAUAAUAUUUUAAAUAUUCAUAUUAAGGGAACUGCUAUUCUAUUUUGUGAAUUACAUUUUGGAUAUGAUAUACAUAUUCAAUCUAGGUCUGUUAGUUUAUCUCAAAACGGUUUAUGUAAAGUUGUAGUAAUUGAAAAUAAUAAAAUAUAUUGUGCAGUUUGUCGUUAUUUAAUGAAAAAUAAUGAAUGUUUAAGUGGUAAAGUUGAAGAAUGUAUGCAUUAUACAAAUAAUGGAAAAUGUUUUCAGUGUAAUGAAAGAUAUUAUAUUGAUAGAGAAAAGAAUAAAUGUAAUAAAUGCUCUGAACAUUGUCAAUAUUGUAAUUCAAAUGAAUGUAUUUUAUGUUAUAAUGGUUAUCAACUUCAAAAUAAAAAAUGUAUAUUAUAUAAAGAACCAUGUAAUUAUUUUAAAGGAGAUAUUUGUUAUAAAUGUCCUCUUGGAUAUUAUAAUAUAAAUGGUAUUUGUACUAAAUGUAAAGAAGGAUGUAUAAUGUGUCAAAAUAAUAAUACUUGUGAAAGUUGUGAUAUUGGUAAUGGGUAUUUUGGAACAAAUUGUUCAUAUAUUGAACAUUCAAAAAUAAUUAGUUCAAUAGUAAUUUGUGAAUAUGGAUAUUAUUAUAAUGGAAGCAUUUGUACACAAUGUGGAAAUAAUUGUGGAGAAUGUCAAAUAGAUUCAUAUGGAAUAAAAACAUGUUUAUCAUGUAUAAGUGAUGAAUAU
Messenger RNA from Entamoeba dispar SAW760, 1353 nucleotides. RefSeq lists its product as uncharacterized. The record is from RefSeq and is a predicted model, not a curated record. The annotation marks the transcript as partial. NCBI's taxonomy places the organism in Eukaryota, Evosea, Mastigamoebida, Endamoebidae. The transcript has a single exon.